AUUUGUGCAUGGGACCUGCAGCUUGCCUCCCAUUCUCUUCUCCAGCUUUCUAUGUACCCGGGACCCCCGGCCAUCUCCUCCACAUUGUAUCACAGCCAGGUGACAUUGGGGUCACUUGGCAUGCAUUGACCUGGAAGUAUCAUUUUAUCCUGGCACCGUCUGACUGACCACAUGGCACCCUGGGAGUUGGGCACAGUGGUGCUGGUGAUGACAUGGGUCGUUGUGGGUGCAACCAAGGGGCAGCUUAAUUGCAAAGAAGUCCGUGCCAGCUUCCACUCCCUGCAGCCAGGGGUGAGAUGGGUGCCAGAGUCACCUGUGUCAGGGGCUGAUCUACAAGUCUGUGUCACGAAAACAUCUACCUGUUGCUCUAAGAAGAUGGAAGAUAGAUAUCAAGUUGCAUCACGUCUAAACAUGGAACAACUUCUCCAGUCUGCCAGUGCCAAACUCAAAUCCUUGAUCAUACAGAAUGCUGCAAUAUUCCAAGAAGCGUUUGAAAUUGUAAUACGGCAUGCAAGAAACUAUACAAACACAAUGUUUAAGAAUAAGUACCAGAACAUCUCAUCAAGGACUGCCAAGUUUGUAAGUGAAUUAUUCACGGACAUUUCACUUUAUGUGUUGGGGUCGGAUAUAAAUGUGAACGACAUGGUCAAUGAGUUUUUUGACAGUCUGUUCCCUGUAUUGUACACUCAUUACCUAAACCCUGGAGUCCAAGAAUCUGUUGAGAAUCUAGAAUGUCUCCGACUCGCUAGGCGGGAUAUCGGUGCUUUUGGCCAUUAUCCCAAAACCAUCAUGACACAAGUAUCAAAGUCCUUGCAAGCUUCACGAGUUUUCCUUCAAGCUUUGAACCUUGGCAUUGAAGUCAUCAACACUACAGAUUAUUUAAAAUUCAACAAGGAUUGUGGAAGGAGCCUACUGAAAUUAUGGUAUUGCUCCCACUGCCAAGGUCUUCUGGCGACACGACCAUGUGCUGGCUAUUGCGGAAAUGUAAUGAAAGGUUGUCUGGCAAGUGUGGUUGAAAUUGAUACCCACUGGAAUCUAUACAUUGUUUCAAUAGAACGGCUUACUAAAGAAAUGCACGGAAUUUAUGAUUUAGAGCGGGUUUUGCUCAAUCUCUUCUCACUAGUUCGAGAUGCCAUAGUACAUGUUGAGAAGAACCGAGGAAGACUAUCCACAGCAAUAAAUAAAAUAUGCAACCCUUCUAAGCAACGAGUAUCAAGGUCAGCGCACAAUCUGAGAGACUUCAAUGUUAAUAAAAAAUUAUUCAACUAUCACACGGAGCAUGAAGAGACUCUCUCUGGCAAGAGACGAGAAUUUAUUACAAAGUUGAAAACGUACAGCAAUUUUUAUGGCAGUCUGCCUGGCCUCGUGUGUCGUCAUAGUGAUAUCGCUGAAAAUGAUACCUCUUGUUGGAAUGGGCAAGAGAUAGUAGAGAGAUACAGUCAGCACACAUUAAAGAAUGGUUUGAAGACUCAGACAAGCAGCCAAGAUGCAAAGACCAAAGUCUCCGAACCUGUAAUUAAUCAGAUCGUUGAUAAAUUGAAUCAUAUCAACCAGCUUUUGAAAGGAAUGUCAACACAACGACGGAAACACAUGGGUAGAACUAUCGCCGAGGAGGAGCAAAUGAGUGGUGAUUGUGAUGAUGAAGAUGAAUGUGAAGGUGGAUCCGGACGGGAAGGACUGAGAAUUAGGAACCAACUGCGUCUUAUACCAGAUUUGGAUUAUGAUCUGGAUAUUGAUGACAUUCCAUUUAACAAGCAAGUACGGAACCAACUGGAUCAAAAUGGAAGAAAAACCAGUCACCUUCCAUCUGGUAACAGCAGGGCCGAAUCUUCGUUAACCAAUCUCUGUCUAAUCCUGGUAGUCCUCCUCUUGGGGCUUCUUUCAGUGGACUGAAACCUUGGAUUAAACCCAAUUUCUUGAUCUAGCACUGAACUAGCAAACUGAAUUUGCAAAUUUAUAAUAUUUCUCAAACCAUUGUAAACAAAUUCUUGGAGCAAGUGGAAUUUUAUAUAAUAAACAAUUAUUAAUCUAUGA
Messenger RNA from Pelobates fuscus (common spadefoot toad), 2034 nucleotides. RefSeq names its product glypican 3 (gene GPC3). Lineage: Eukaryota; Metazoa; Chordata; Amphibia; Anura; Pelobatidae. Gene Ontology annotation, biological process: positive regulation of canonical Wnt signaling pathway; regulation of protein localization to membrane; cell migration. Gene Ontology annotation, cellular component: cell surface; plasma membrane; extracellular region. The record is from RefSeq and is a predicted model, not a curated record. The coding region runs from base 172 to 1893 and encodes 573 amino acids. The transcript has 8 exons.